AUGGCUGCUUCGCACUUGAUGAACGAGUGCAAACUGUUGGAACAUGCACCGGACUUCGCCAAAUCUCGCCCGGAAGCUUAUCUGGACAACGUCAAGACCGAGUACGCCGCUAAACUAGCUCCAGUGAACCCAACACCACCGGCAAACUGCGACAUCCUCGUUCCGGCAUCCAGGCAUUGCGGCAAAGGCGGUAGCUGGUGGCACGCACGGCCGGAAGCUCCUAGCGACAAGCAAUGCUACCCCGACUUCAAAGAGUAUCAAUAUACCCAAUGCCUCAAGAGUCUGCAAUCGACCCCUCAGUACUGGACAUCGUUCAGCAACGCUCGCCAGAACGCAGUGGUCAUGUGUCAGGCCAGCAGAGAUGUCAUCGAGCGAGAAAACCAUCUCGAGAUAUUUAAGAACUUGACUCAGGUGCUGGGUGAUGUGACCUCAAACAUGCAGAAGACGACCGAAGAGUACGAGUCUUUGAUCCGUGAGCAGAGGCAGUACUCUGAAGAAGCCCGCGACUCUCACCAGCAGCUCAAAGAAGACAUCCAUGCGGUUCAGGAGAAGGCCGUCGCUACUGUGGGUGCGCUUGACGACAAGUUCCGUACUUUCAUGGAGGUGUCAAUCUCGGAUCUUAUCACAGCUCUAGCCGAAAGUCAGAGCAACGAGAUUGACCGGAUACAUGAGAGGAUGCAGGGUUUCUCGCAGGAGUUGAUGCUGGAAAGCUCUCAGCUCGCGAAACACUUCACUGGCGAACUCCAACAAUACCAUGACCUAGCCAGGAUGGGCAUUCAAUCCAACCACGAGGCUCAAGUCGACAGCUAUACUGUUCUAGCAGGCUACAUGGACGUCACACAGGACACCAUCAAUCGCACGAACGAUAUCGCAGAUCGCUCUCUUUCUACAGUCGACAGUAUUGCGCAACGCCUGGACAUCUUCGAGACGCAGACUGAGCACAUUGCCGAAGGGUUCGCUUUCCUAAGUGCAAUACCAGCACUUGUCACACUACUCGUCCGCAGCUUCCUAGCCAUGGUCGGUACACUGUUCAUCUUCACUGUUCUGUACAAGCUCAACACAAAGCUUGCAGCCUAUACUGCCGGCGCAUGUAGUUCAGCUUUCCUCCUACACACAUGCGGAAUUUUCGACUGGCUCGGCGCCCUCCCCUCACGCAUCACCAAACUCCACAGCGAACCUCCUCUUACGACUGUCGCAGGCAUGUCAUCCUGGCAGAAAGGUGCAGGCAUCAUACUUCUACUCUGGCUCGCUGCCUACCCGGUAUGCCGCAUCAACGCCUAUCUCGGAAAUCUCAUAGCCAUAACACUGAAGCGCAUUCUGGGUCCAAUCUGGAUCAGCGAGUACAGCAACGAGAACGGCACCGGUUUCUUGCCGAGCAUUGAGAUUCCCCCUCCUUACCCUCGUCGCGCGGAUUACCGAUAUCACCGGAAUGAUGUCGGUCACCGCAACUAUCCAAACUACUCGAAGUCGGCCUCACCGCCUUCCGAUAUUUGA
Messenger RNA from Alternaria conjuncta, 1494 nucleotides. RefSeq lists its product as uncharacterized. Gene Ontology annotation, biological process: karyogamy involved in conjugation with cellular fusion; nuclear membrane fusion involved in karyogamy. The record is from RefSeq and is a predicted model, not a curated record. NCBI's taxonomy places the organism in Eukaryota, Fungi, Ascomycota, Dothideomycetes, Pleosporales, Pleosporaceae. The transcript has 2 exons. Gene Ontology annotation, cellular component: endoplasmic reticulum membrane. Bases 1 to 1494 code for a protein of 497 amino acids.